Messenger RNA from Xiphophorus hellerii (green swordtail), 2978 nucleotides. RefSeq names its product gastrula zinc finger protein XlCGF52.1-like. The record is from RefSeq and is a predicted model, not a curated record. Gene Ontology annotation, cellular component: nucleus. Gene Ontology annotation, molecular function: DNA-binding transcription activator activity, RNA polymerase II-specific; RNA polymerase II cis-regulatory region sequence-specific DNA binding. The transcript is spliced from 6 exons. NCBI's taxonomy places the organism in Eukaryota, Metazoa, Chordata, Actinopteri, Cyprinodontiformes, Poeciliidae. Gene Ontology annotation, biological process: regulation of transcription by RNA polymerase II. The coding region runs from base 1077 to 2351 and encodes 424 amino acids.
UGUUUCCGCCAUUAAGAAGAAUCAGCAGCAGCGCAGCGAUGCUUUGAACGGAGCUCUCUAACCACGAGCCUCCCGGCGUGGAUUGAAUGAGUUUCCGACCGAUGAGUUUCAGACUGUCUGACUUCGGUUCCGAUCCAGUUCGGGUCUAGCGGGGAGGCUUCCAUACGAUUUCCUCUGACUUUUCUCUGCUGGUUCCGGGGGGGGGCAAUGACUGAGGUACCGCAGGAUGCUAACUGCUAGCUAAGGCCAGCUACAUCAACUGGACCAGGCCGAUGUGUCGGAACCACCCGGUCCUAGGUUCUUCUCCAGGGUCCAGUUCCUGCAGCGGUUCUGCUGAACCGGUCCUGGUUCACCAGAACUAGUGUGUGACCUCGAGCGCCGCCCACCUGGAAGUGAUGUAACAAAAGGCCGACUGAAGCUCCGCCCCCAGCAGUCUGUUCACAGAGGCGGGGCCGUGACAUAACCGGACCGAAGCGUGUUCUGAUCCGGGCGGGUCGGCGCUCCCUGACUUGUCACCUGACCCACCUUUGUGAUGUGACUCUGUUCCUCAGGUGAGUCUGCGCCUGCAGAGAGGAUCUGGGAGGGGCCGGGUCAGCGGCGAGCACAGUUGGGCUCAGAAAGCGAAGCUCAGCCUGAUUUACAUCUGGCGCUCCAGCGCCUCCUGCUGGCUGGAAGUUUCCUGGGAUAAAAAGCAGCGGAUAGAAGAACUCCUGAUUCUGUCCCUAAAAUAGAACCGACCAGACAGAACCAGAACCCCAGACUAGUUCCAGGAACCUGAACCGUCUCUGACCCAGCAGGAGGAGGACACACCGUCUGGAGUUGAGGCUGAGGUCAGAGGUCACUGACUCUAGAGCAGCAGUCUGACCGCAUGGUGUCAGGAUGCGGCUGCUGGACCUUGCAGCGUCCAGAUCAAACCAGAACCAGGCGACGACGUGGAGAUCCGGUCCUUCCCUCUGCUGAAGAAGCUGAGCGUCAAGCUGACUGACUGCAGGGCGUGGCUGGAGGGGCGGGACUUCCUGUCUCUGGAUGACCACCCUGAGCUGCGGCCGUGGGGCGCCACCAACAGCGGCAGGAGGAUGGCGUACUGCCCCAUGUGUCAGCGGGGCUUCUACAAGCCGGCCCACCUGGAGGCCCACCUGUGGACCCACCGGGGCCAGAACCCCAACCAGUGCUGGGAGUGUGGGAAGACCUACCCGACCCUGAUGAGCCUGGUUCUGCACCAGCAGGUCCACGGCCGCAGCGAGCCCUACCACUGCUCCUACUGCGACCGCACCUUCGCCCUGAAGCGGGACUGGAAGACUCACCACCGGACCCACUCCGGGACCAAGCCCUUCAAGUGCUGGUUCUGUGGGGACGGCUUUGGCCAGCAGAACCAGCUAGACCAGCACCUGGAGGCCCACCAGGGGGAGCGGUCCUACCACUGUGACGUCUGCGACAAGAUGUUCGUCUCCUACCAGGGCUUCAACUUCCACCGCCGGGCGCACAAGACCUCCAAGCGCCUGCCGUGCCUCAAGUGCUCCAAGACUUUCAGCAACCCUCAGAGCCUGAAGGUCCACCAGGCCACCCACUCCAGCAGGAAGCCGCACACCUGCCCCACCUGUGGGAAAGGCUUCAAGCUGCUGGGUGGCCUGCGCAGCCACCAGCGGGUCCACCAGGACCUGAGGGAGUACCGCUGCUCCGAAUGCAGCAAGUGCUUCUCCAGCCUGCAGGGCCUGAAGCUGCACGACCGCACGCACACGGGCCUCAAGCCCUACGGCUGUGCCGAGUGCGGCAAGAGGUUCACACAGGCUCCGCACCUCAAGGCCCACAUGGUCACCCACACCGGCGAGCGGCCCUUCCUCUGCACCACCUGCGGCAAGAGGUUCACCCAGUCGUCCCACCUCAACUCUCACAUCAAGCUGUUCCACCUGGGCGAGAAGCCGUUCAGCUGCGCCGACUGCGGCAAGAGCUUCACCAUCGCUCACUACCUGAAGAUGCACCGGCUCAGCCACACCAAGGAGAAGCUCUACCAGUGCUCCUACUGCGACAAGGCCUUCUCCUACCACAACUCCUGGAGGGCCCACGAGAGGAUUCACACCGGCGAGCGCCCCUUCGGCUGCCGCGACUGCGGCCGGACCUUCAUCACGUCCGGCUCUCUGCUGACCCACCAGCGCGCCGCGCACACCGGCGAAAAGAACCACUACUGCAUCACCUGCGGCGAGUUCUUCUUCACCAGCUCCCUGCUGCGCGUGCACCAGCUGGACCACACCGGCGAGCGCCCGCACGUCUGCAGCUGCGGCAAGACCUUUAAGACCAAAGGAGUCCUGAGGUUCCACCUGAAGAGGUUCACGGACCACCGGCCGGCCCAGUGAGCCGGUUCUGGGCUGAGAGCACAGCUGGUUCUGCUGAGCAGAAUGCCAGGAAGGUCAGCACACUGUAGCAGUCCUCAGCUGGACAAACUGGACCAACCUGAUUAACUGGACUGAACCAGGCAGAAUAAAGAGUCGGAGUGAUUCCUCUUCUGCUCGGAGAUGGUCUUUAUUCCUGGUUCUGGAGAUGUAAAAGGACCGGGUCAGAACCAGGAAUCCAGCCGUUGGACCAGUAUUUGCUGCUAACAUAGUCUCUGAUUAAAAAAUCUUGAAUGUUUGGACCCGGUUCUGUUCUGGGUCCAUGACGUCACUCUGGUUCCGUCUUCCAGAGAGAUGUCCCCACUGACAGCUGGAGGGUCAGAGGUCACAGGUCUGAUCAGCUGAGCCUGAUGUGGUUUAUUUUGGACCUCUGGUUCAGACCAGUAGCAUCAUGUUUGGUUCUGGACCUGCAGGUUGAACCCCCUCCAUCCCUGACCUUCACUGCUGACUUGGACAGAACCGGGUCGGUCAAAGUUGCUUCUUCAUGCUGAAAACAUUCAAAACCAGGAUCAGUUUUCCUGAUUCUGACCCAGUUAAUGAAUCUAUUCCCUGAACAGUUCAGAACCAAAAUAAAACUGCUUUAACCUCCUA